UCGACCAGUCUGGAAGUAUUUACACUGAAGACUUUGAACAUAUGAGAUUGUUUAUAUCUGAACUAGUUCAAAACGUCCACAUUGGCCCCAACAGUUUCCAGAUUGGUCUGACCAAGUUCAGUGACGAAGCAAAAACUGAGUGGAAUUUGAACACACACAGAACCAAAGAGUCCCUGCUGACGGCUAUUAAAAAAAUACGACAGAAUGGUGGAGAAACAAACACAGGAAAAGCUCUGGAUCACGUUCUUCGACACGACUUUAGUUUGGCUGUGGGGAGGCGUGCCGACUCUAAAAAAACUGUUAUUCUGAUCACUGAUGGACAAUCUGCGGACUAUGUAGAAAUCCCUGCAAAGAACCUGAAAGACUCAGGGAUAGAGAUAUACGUCGUUGCUGUGGGCCAAGAUGUUGAUUACAAUGAAUUGAGGAUCAUUGCUUCUGGAGGUGAUGGAACAUAUAUGUACACCACUUCAGAUUUUAAAUCCCUCCACAACAUUAGAAAGAAACUCAUCCUCUCCCUGUGUCACAGUGCUCCCAGCACCAGCACACACUUACCAAAAGGAGCUCCAUGUGAAACAGCUAAAGCUGACAUUGUGAUGUUAGUAGACGGGUCUUCUAGUGUAAGCCCUGGAGGCUUUCAACAUAUGAAAUCAUUUAUAUCUGAACUACUUCAAACCAUGCAUAUUGGUCCCAACAGUUUUCAGAUUGGUCUGACUCAGUUCAGUACCGAACCAAAGACUGAGUGGAAUUUGAACACAUACAGAACCAAAGAGUCCCUGCUGAAGGAUAUUAACAAUAUAAAACAGUUGCAUGGAGGCACAAUGACAGGAAAAGCUCUGGAACACAUUCUGAAUCACAGCUUUAAACCCACGGCGGGGAUGCGUCCUGACUCUAAGAAAGUGGCAAUUCUGAUCACUGAUGGAGAAUCUCAGGAUGAUGUUCAACUUCCUGCCAAAAACCUGAAGGACACUGGGAUAGAGAUAUACAUUAUUGGUGUGGGCCAAGCUGUUGAUUACACUGAAAUGGGGAUCAUUGCUUCUGGAGGUGCUGGAACAUAUGUGUACACCACUUCAGAUUUUGGAUCUCUCCACAGCAUAAGAAACAACCUGAGCCACAGCCUGUGUCACAGAGCUUCCAGCACAGGUAGGCAUCAUCUGCAUACACUUAGCAACAGGUGGAUAUUUGAAGCUCGACAUGGACUUUGAGUCUGACUCAUUUUAGGAUUGAUAACUCUCUAAAGCAGUGGACUUAAACUCCAGUCCUCAAAGGUUGGCAUCCUUCAGAUUCUAGAAGUAUCUCUGCUUCAGCAAACCGGGUUUCAAUAUUAGCUCGUUAGCAGAGCUCUGUAGAGCUUGACUGCAUGUUAAGCUCUACAGAUGGCAGUUUUGCCAUUUAAUUCAAGCAUGUUAGACAAAGGACACAUGAAAAGGCUCCAGGACUCUGACCCUCAAGCUGCUCUAGACCCUGACCUAUAAAACAUUCAGGAAGAAAUAAAGCUUCUGAAAUCAACUCCACUUCCAGUAUCCUAAGAUGACCAUCAUGUCAUCUUAGCAUAUUUCAGAGUCAAAUUUCUCCUGAAAUAUUGAUUCUGUUUUCAUAAGAACAUGGAGCAAAAUCCAACAGACUAGCACAGCCAGCAAACUAGCACAGUCUAUCAUAUUUUUAAAAAAAUAUUAUAAAGUGAAGGACUCAAUGAAUGUCUGACUUCAGCAUGGCAGGUAAUGGAACAAUAAAAAACAAUAGGAUAACAUUCAACAAAGUUUUGAAACAAAAAAUAGGAAAUGUGUUUUUUUUUCUCCAAUACAUGCAUUCACUGGAUGUCGUACUGAAGAUUUAUUUCUAUGUGCGUGUUCAGACUCUGUCAGGUUGGUGAAUGGUACCAGUCUGUG
Molecule: messenger RNA, 1886 nt
Organism: Poecilia latipinna (sailfin molly)
Lineage: Eukaryota; Metazoa; Chordata; Actinopteri; Cyprinodontiformes; Poeciliidae
Product: cartilage matrix protein-like
Exons: 8
Coding region: 42-1202 (386 amino acids)
Source: RefSeq, a predicted model, not a curated record